UGUUAUGUCAUUUUUUAUUAUAAUUCUAAUAGUAGUCAUUGAAAAUGUGCCCUUUUUGAGUAACUGCCCCCGCCGCCUCAAAAUGCUUCCGGCGCUCCGGCUCACGAUAGAUAGAUAUUUGCGCAAAGGACCCCAAAGAGAAGGAUAAAGUAGCGUCCAAUCGUUUUGCUCUUGUGCUAUUCCAGGUUAUUGUCUGAAUACGAUUUGGCACAGGUGAGUAGGUUUUCAGUAGAUCUUGUGGUCUUGUGGAAUCAUAUCGUUAAAGCAUGGUUGAAGAAAUUAUUGUUUCUACUUCAUUGGGCUGGCAAACUUCCUCUGGAUGCUUAUACUUGAGAUAAACUGCGGUUCCUGACGCUUGGUCAAUGAGAUACUUUUGGUGAAACUCCUUAAGCCACAUUGACAUCAAUGAAUUGAUAUUCGAGUAGCUUUUGAAGAAAAGAUACUUUAUGGUUCUAAAGGUACAUCGGGGAAACAUUGGGAAGCAGGAAUGCACCAAUUGACAGCCAAUUAGAGGAUCCUGCAAUACAACAUUCGAAUCGGAAGAUAUCGUUCAUUCUCUGAUCGUCACUUUUGCACCAACGAUGGUUUGGAGCGAUUUUCUAAAAUGGGUCAGAAGAGAGAGAAGUUCAACGGAUGAAUAUGCAUAUGAGUCGCUUCCUGAUAACAAGUUGACAGUUGAGGAAAUUCUUGAGCUAGCAGGUUUUGGAAAAUUCCAAUUUAAAUUAUUAUUCAUAGUAGGAAUCCGAGUUUUCGCUCAUGGCUGUAGCUUUGCACUGAUGACUGUCGUGAGUACAUCCAUGCAAUGCGAGUGGAGUUUGUCGAAUUUCGAAAAAGCACUAAUAACGGCAUCGUUUUUUGCUGGCUUUGCUUUGGGCAGUUUUGCUGGUGGCAUCUUUGCCGAUAAAUACGGCAGACUUAAAACAAUGUUGCUAGCUUACUCACUGAGUGCGUUCUAUUCAACUCUUAGUUCUUUAUCGCCGUCAUUUUUCUGGAUGUUGGCAUUGCGUUUCAUGUUUGGCAUUUAUGUCGGUGGAGUAUCACUCGGAUACUUGUUUCUGAUCGAAUUCAUGCCAAAGAGGUAUCGUCGAUGCGUGACCAGCAUGGACCUCUUCUUUGGAUUCGGAAUCGUUUGCAUCGCCUUGCAAGGUGCUACUAUUCUACAUGACAUCAACUGGAGGUAUUUUAUUGUCAUUGCUGAAGCAUUGCCUCUCCUUUUGGCAUCGAUGUGUGCAUUACUUGUACCUGAAUCCCCGAGGUAUUUGAUUUCUGUAGGCAGAACUGCUGAAGCCGAAAAGAUUUUCAAUCAAAUUCUACGAGAGAAUCGCUCUCAGUGCAAAGGGGUCAAGCUCAAACAAGCCAGCUUCGUUCGUUCUUCUGAAGAAAAUGGUCGACUGUGUGCGCUGUUCUCAGGCAGAUAUCUCCUGUAUACUGCUUGUUUCGCAUUCAUAUGGUUCUCCGUCUCAAUGGGUCAAGUUGGCACGCUUUAUUUGACAACCGAGUAUUAUCACAUCCCCAGUGGCAUGUGCGCGAAAACCCAGGAUAGCCCCGGUCAACUGGAGGAUCCAAUCGCUUGUUUAUAUUGCAAAACAUUGUCUUGGACCGACUAUAUGAAUCUUAUGGUUACUGGCCUCGGAGGAAUUCCUGCAUUUAUAAUUUCCUACAUCACUAUGGAGAAAGUCGGACGGAGGCUCACUGUUAGAGGGCUGCUGUUAUUGAUUCUAGUGAUGUCAAGCAUUUUAGUUUUCUGUUUGCCUCAUUGGGCGUUAGUUAUAAGUUUCGUAGUUGCCUAUACAAGUGGCUAUACAUGUCACCUUGUAUUGCAAGUAUAUGUAUCUGAGGUUUACCCCACUUACUUUAGGGGUGUGGCAAACGGCUUCAUAAAAAUCUUCAGCAGGUCUGGUCAUAUCGUAGGAGCCUUUUAUGCGCAGUAUUUUAUGAAAAUGAACUUCAUUAUUUCGUUAAGCACCUUUUGUAGCUUGACUUUCAUAGCUUGCUUGUUAACUUUCGUAAUAACACAAGAGACGAACGGCAAGGAUCUGAAUGACACGGAUGAAGCAUGCAUGGAUGAAGGAGAAGAAAUGCAUUUAGUGACAGAAGAUGAAGAUCAGGAGAGUGGAUAGUCUAUGAAACAUGUAGAUUUUUAGAUUGGUUUAAGCUAUUGUGAAUUUGUAAAUCAUUAGAAUUGGUAGCAAGAUUAAUCAUUAUCUUCUUUAAGUAUAUAAGAAGGCUUUCAGGUACUAGUAGAAUUGCUUUAGGUGCAUAUUAAUUAGAAAACACAUAGAAGCUUAAAUUUUUCUUUAUAUAAUGGGAAAUUUUUGAUUUUAAAGGCCCUGUUGGAAACUCGCAGGUUAGGAGAUCAAUAAGAAACAAGAGGAUUCUUUGGAUGGCAAUUAUGAGGAUUAGCUUCCUAAUCUUCAUGCAAAGAAGAAGAAGGGCCGAGCACGUGCUUGCACUGAGCGGCUUGCAAUCAGGUAUUAAUCCGAACGAAAAGUUCAAAAAACGAAAAAAUUACAGGGACGUAAAUUGACAGUUUGUUUUGGAGGGUAAGGGUACGAAAUUUCCCACUUACAAUAAGCCAAUUGAAAUUUUGUACUUAAAUUGCACUAUGCCUUUACUUAAAGAACCUCAAAGAAAUACUUGUCGGUCAUUUCCUUUCUGAAUUGAGAACAUUUGCAGCAUUAGCAUUAUUUACAUU
Molecule: messenger RNA, 2695 nt
Organism: Rhopilema esculentum
Lineage: Eukaryota; Metazoa; Cnidaria; Scyphozoa; Rhizostomeae; Rhizostomatidae
Product: putative transporter SVOPL
Biological process (GO): transmembrane transport
Cellular component (GO): membrane
Molecular function (GO): transmembrane transporter activity
Source: RefSeq, a predicted model, not a curated record